This is a messenger RNA of Melitaea cinxia (Glanville fritillary), 726 nucleotides long. Its product is annotated as transmembrane inner ear expressed protein. Lineage: Eukaryota; Metazoa; Arthropoda; Insecta; Lepidoptera; Nymphalidae. The record is from RefSeq and is a predicted model, not a curated record. The transcript is spliced from 4 exons. Bases 104 to 637 code for a protein of 177 amino acids.
AUUGGGACAAUUAGCUUUAUUUCAACGCGUUUAACAGACGUAUACUGUCUACUUUGCCCUACUUUUGUACUAACGUAUUGAAAACAAUAAUAUAUAAUUCAACAUGGAUCCUAUAAUGGACGUAAUAAAAAAUUCAGAAGAGCCCGAAUGGCUUGAAAAGCAAGUAGUCGGUGGAUUACGAGUAUGGCAAAUUAUAUUUCUGUGUUUAGCUGGUGUUACAACUAUAAUCGUGAUGGUAUGCUGCUGUUUUCGGUUCCGUAUCCCGCGCACGAAGCAGCAGAUCGAAGCUGAUUACAAACGUCGACAGAUCACUACGAAAUUUAGACAACAGUUGGAGACUAUUCAAGACUCUAAAAUGGAUACCAUCUCAUUAAAAGACGCCUUGGAACUGUUGCACGAAAAAAGCCAUUCCAUGGAGGAAGAACGCCAACAGGGAUCACAACACAGCUCGCUAAUGUCGCCGCAACAAAGUUCGCUGGAGGCUCCCUACCAGACCGAAGCAAGCCAGAAGCCCGAGGCACAAACAGCUGGUCUUAACUUCGUAAAAUUUGCAACGAAAGUGGCCAAUCUAUCCAAAUUGUCUCAAACAAAGUCACCUACAUCACCUACUACAUCCGACAAUAAGAUGGAGUUUUAGGUUUCUUUAAGAAGUAUAAAACUCAACGAUUAGUUUAAUGACACUGUUAGUGCAUUUUUCGGAUUUAAUAGAUUUCUAGUUUAGGGGCA